Messenger RNA from Cuscuta europaea, 1771 nucleotides. The record is from the annotation of a GenBank genome assembly. NCBI's taxonomy places the organism in Eukaryota, Viridiplantae, Streptophyta, Magnoliopsida, Solanales, Convolvulaceae.
AGUAAUAUUUAAAGAAAACACUUGUCCAACUUUUUUUAGGUUGUAAGCAGGUAGCAGUGUAGCACUGUUUGCACUUCCCGCUUAGAUCACCAUUCACCACCAGUCCAUCAGUCCAUCUUCACUACAAUGGAGACCAAUAGCGAGGAAGUGAUCCUCUCCAUAACUUCCAGCUUCGAUCAGAUUUAUGCCGAUUUUAAGAGCACGAUUGAGGACAUUCAAAGUUUGAAAUCGAAAUACAACGCGGAAGUGAAGAAGAGUGACGCUAUCCAGUUCAGAAUGAAUAGCCUUCAAUCUGAAAAUGAGCGCCUGAGAAAGAGUUAUGCAGAGUCACUUAACAAAUUGACAGAUCAGAUUGAAAGCCGUACUAGCUGCCAGAUCUUGAAGGAUGAACUGAAAAAAUUAAAUGAUGAGCAUUCCCAUAAAGAAAAUGAAUUUAAGAAUGUUAUUGGCUCGCUCAAGCAUGAAAACGCAAUGAGGAUCCAAGUCAUGGAAUCUCAAAUCAGAGAGUUACAGGCUGAAAAGGCGGCAAUUGAAGCAGUCUGUCAACAUCUUCGCCAAGAUUUAACUGUGCAUAAGAACCAUAUCACAGCUCUAUCAAGGAGAUUAGAACAAGUCUCUUCUGAUGUAGAGUCUAGAUAUCAGUAUGAGAUUCAGGGCUUGAAGGACUGUCUUUUGGUUGAGCAAGAAGAGAAGAAUGAGUUGAAAAAGAAGGUCCAAGAACUGGAAAAAGAAUUGCUUGUCAGCAGCAUGGAGCUCGUAGAGUCUCGGCAAGAUUUAACUUCAAAUCGACAUGUGGACUCUCUAAAGCAGAAGAUUAUGAAACUACGGAAGGAGAAUGAGGGUCUGAAGAGGCAAAUCAUUGAUAAGAGAAAAGGAUAAGUGCCCUUAAAUUGGAUAGAGCCCUCAAAUAAUACAUGUUUAGUGCAUAACCAAUCAUGUUAUAUAGUGUUAGUUAGGUUUAUCGAUUGGAAGGUCCUGUAAUUCGAUAGAGCCCUUUUACGUUUUUCGCAGAAUAAACAAAAUGGCCACUGAACUGAUUCCUUAAGUUCUGGCCUGAGUCGUUAAUCACCUCAUUAGAGAACCGCUUAUGGGUUAUCUAUGAAGAAAUUAUUGAUCCAUCCAGAUGAAGAUCACCGCCUUUUUCUUUUACGUAACACACAAGCUCUAUCGAGGACCCGAUUACACUGCAAUGUAGGGUGGAUCUUUUACUUCUUGGUCCCAAAUGCGGGUCACCCAUGACAUGGAUUGGAAUUUCAGUGUCGAGUCCGGUUUUUGGAUCUGUUGGUUCUUGGUCCCAAGUGGGGGUCAACCAUGACAGGGACUGGAAUUUCAGUGUCAAGUUCAGUUCGAGUCCCAUGAUUAUGGCUAUGAUUUGCGGGUAAUCACAUUACUUCAUUCCUUCUACCCGCAUCCUCAUAAAUUAUAGAGAAUAUUACCUGAAAUAGGCCUAAAAUAGUUUGAAAAUUCCAAAAUAGGACUGUGAUGUUUUUAUUCUCGAAAUAGGACUAAUUAAUGUCAUGUUUAGGUAGUACCGGAUUUCAAACAUGGUAAUAUUUUCUAAACAUGACAGUAAUUAGUCCUAUUUUAGGAAUAAAAAACAUGACAAUCCUAUUUUAGAAUUUUGAAACUGUUUUAGUCAUAUUUCGGGAACGUUCUCUAAAUUAUACUGUACACCCGGUCAAGUUGUAUUCUCGGGUAUUUUGCAAUUUCUCCGAACUUUCGAGCAUAUAUUGUAUGUCCUAUAUUUACCUCUCAAAGCUUUAAUUUUUUA